UUCAGUAGACAAGUCGGAAAAGCACAACGUUUUUCCUGCCACCAUCACCAUGGACAACUCAUUUCAAAUAGUGAUAUUGAGAAGAGGUCUUAAGUUCGCCUUUUUUGUUGUACAUUUUUUUGGAUUGUGGCCAUUCAGAUUCGUCCACCAGAACAGUCAAAUCAAAUACAGUUUCAUCAAAGCCAUUCACUCAAUAUGUCUGUUAUUUGGCGGAAUAAUUGUAUAUCAAGUUAUUGGAGCGAUGACUUUCGAUGGUGGGAAUAAAGCAUUUUUCGGUUCGUACACAUUAAGAUAUGUGCUGCUGAUAUACGCUCAAUCCGUACUGCUCUCAUUUGUGUUUGCAUAUCUCGGUCUGCAUUGGUUCGCUAAAGAAAUUGAAAAUGCUUACAUAAAGUGGAUGGACUUGGUGAACGAAAUGGGUGAUUGCCUGUACAAUUUUGACUUGUCGGGUUACAUUUGGGAAUUUGUGUUGAGAACAAUUGUCGUAGAAAUUAUUCAGGGUAUUGGAUCGUAUACCUACAUGACAAACUCUGAGAGUACCACAGAAUUAAUUGCUACGAGGCCGUACUUAGUGUUUUUUCUGCAGUUGCCGCCGUAUGUAGCGAGACUGCAAAUGAAUAUAUUUUAUGGUGUUGUUGUUGCCAUCCAUUUAUUCACGAGAAUAGUAAAUUUUCGUUUAACUAAUAUUGUGGCUGAAGCAACUGAAACUGCAAGAUAUAAACAUAUACAGAUGUGCAACUAUUGUCAUUGUAGUGACGAAUUGGAUAGACUAUCAACAUUGUAUUUAAAACUGGCACAAGCAACGAAGUCAAUGAAUUCUAUUUUUUCGAUUCCCAUAGUUCUGUGGAGCACGACAAUAAUAGUAACACUAACCGUACAAUUAUUGAACCAAGUCAUUUCAGUUAUAGAGUUAACUUUACACCUCAGUAAGAAUGCUUUGAUAUUCAAUGUAUAUGGAUGUUUAGCAAUUAUCCUCUCGACAUUCGACCAGUUGUCUAUUUCGAAUGCAUGCCAAAGAAUAAAUAAUUCGACUAGUAAGGCAUCAUCAAUUUUACAUUCAAUGAAAAUAAGCCGUGAUGUUGACCUGAGAUUGCGUAAAAGUGUUUGCCAGUAUGCCUUAAACGUGAAUAAUUAA
This is a messenger RNA of Bradysia coprophila, 1135 nucleotides long. RefSeq lists its product as uncharacterized. The record is from RefSeq and is a predicted model, not a curated record. NCBI's taxonomy places the organism in Eukaryota, Metazoa, Arthropoda, Insecta, Diptera, Sciaridae.